AUGGUUUCCACUCCGGAGCUUAAAAAGUAUAUGGAAAGAAAGGUGCUAAUUCAGCUAAAUGGUUCUCGCAGUGUGGUAGGGGUAUUAAGGGGAUAUGAUUUAUUUUUAAAUGUGGUUUUAGAAGACGCAAUCGAAAUGGGUAAAAAGGGCGUCAAGUUUCCUCUUGGGAGUGGCCAGACAGUUAUACGAGGGAAUUCAAUCCUGUCUCUAGAGCCUCUAGAAAGUCUAUCUUAA
Messenger RNA from Eremothecium sinecaudum, 234 nucleotides. RefSeq names its product mRNA splicing protein SMX2 (gene SMX2). The transcript is spliced from 2 exons. Gene Ontology annotation, cellular component: P granule; U5 snRNP; U2 snRNP. The coding region runs from base 1 to 234 and encodes 77 amino acids. Gene Ontology annotation, biological process: spliceosomal snRNP assembly; mRNA splicing, via spliceosome. Gene Ontology annotation, molecular function: RNA binding. Lineage: Eukaryota; Fungi; Ascomycota; Saccharomycetes; Saccharomycetales; Saccharomycetaceae. The record is from RefSeq and is a predicted model, not a curated record.